This is a messenger RNA of Passer domesticus (house sparrow), 1862 nucleotides long. Its product is annotated as transmembrane protein 238-like. The record is from RefSeq and is a predicted model, not a curated record. The transcript has 2 exons. The coding region runs from base 138 to 533 and encodes 131 amino acids. Lineage: Eukaryota; Metazoa; Chordata; Aves; Passeriformes; Passeridae.
CCGGCCCGGCCCUCAGGUGCGGGGGGCGCGGCCUGCCCGUCCCCUCGGCCGGUGGGAGGGCCCGGCCCUGCCCUCAGGUGGGCGCCGCCCUCGCCUCCCUCAGGUGCGCGGCCCCAGGCGGCGGUGGCGCCGCUCCCAUGGCGGCCCCGGGCGGGCUGGGCCGCUGCGUGGCCGCCUUCUGGCUGGCGCUGGCCUUCGACGCGGUGGGGCUGGCGGUGCUGCUGGCCGGCGUGUUCGCCGACGUGUUCUUCUCCGACCUGCUCAUCUACGCGGGCGGCAUCGGCAUCUUCCUCAGCCUGGUCUGGUGGGUGUUCUGGUACGCGGGCAACCUGGAGGUGCCGCUCGAGGAGCUGCGGGACGACGUGGGGCUGUCGGCGCCCAAGGGCCGCGGGGACACGCUGCUGCGGCGGCUGGUGAACGGCCUCAGCCUCCGCCUCAGCUCCGCGCUCGCCCCCGCCCGCCCCGCCGACCUGGAGCUGCAGCGAGCCGGGGGCUCCCGCGGCCGCCACGCCGACCCCGGCAGGAUCUGUUGAAGACACGACUAUUGACGUCACUGCCCCAAAAAGUGGGGGAAAUGCUGCAAAUUAUGGAAAGAGAUGCCCUACCCAAAACAGUAGGAUUCUCUCAUUGUGGAAUAACCUCUGCAAGCAUUGUGGACUCUCCAUAAAAUGGACACAUGGAGCCAUAUCUCUGCCAAAAGCACCUAUUUCAGUGUUGGACUGGAUAUACUUUGAAAUGGUGAAAAAAGAUCCCACAAAAUCUUUUUGAGAAGUGAGAGCUAACAGAGAAUUGAACCUGAUUCACUGAAAUAUCAGUGCAGCUUGUCAUAUAGAUGGUUUUAUUGUUUUGUUUUACUUAAGAUUAUUUUUAAUAACCUGAAAGGUUUGGAUAAAAAGCUCUUGCACAAUGAAAAGCUCUUGCACUCUUUUUUACCAAGGUGUGGAAGUUAAACUUACUGUGAAUUUUUAUAAUGCCAGUGCAAUACUUUUGUUUGUAAGGGUGCUUUUAAAAUGUCUAUAUUAAACUGUAGACAGAAAGCUGCAAAUGUAGAAGUUGUUUAUAGUGUAAAUACACAAUUUACAGUGUCUUUUGUGAAAAGUUUCAUUUAUUCUGAAAUAACCUGGAGUCGAGAUUUUAUAAGUAUACAAAUAACACCAGUGAUGUUGGCAUACAAGUACAUUCUUUGUAGUUACAAAUGAUGUCAUAUGAUGACUCUUGCAAGAGGCAUUUUUAGUCCAGUGCUGUUGGAAAUUAUUUUCCUAAUGCUGAAGCAUUUGAGAGAGGGAACAUGACCAAAAGAAAUCCUGUUGAUUAGCAAGUACUCCAAGGCAUUAUAAAACAUUAACAAACAGUACCUGGAAAAAUAUUUCUAUUAAUGCUAGUGAGACCUAAAAUUGUGCUAAUGAUAGAAUUGUGUGGAGAAUUUCCUCAGGAGUUGUUCUGGUUUUGAACUAACACUAAGAGUUUGGUGCCACCAUCAGCAAAUACUGGUAGGUCUUAAAAUUUCAAUGCACAAUUGUUCUAUGCCACACCUCACUGAAUACUAGAUGUGGAAUUAAGGAAAAUAUUUACUAAGAACACUGUGGCUGUACUUCCUUAUGAACUCUUAAAAUGUCUUUCAGUGUUUUCUUGUAAAAUUACCGGAGUAACUUCUUUUCUUUGCAUAUUCUCAUUUUUAAAUGUUUUCCAAAUGCUCUUUUAACAAAUUCAGAAGAACACUACACUUGAAGGUCUGCAAUAUGAGUUCUCCUUUACUAUCUACAGUUUUUAGGAGAUGUAUGCAAUUUGUUUCCUUCUUUCAAUGGAACUGCAAUGUGACACCACUGCAGUGUCACAAUGGCCUGGUUAAAAAAACCAAACAA